UCUAUAGCUCAUCCCCUGCCCAAGUGGUUUACAGUGGUAUAUCAUUGCCAGAUGCAUGCUUUAUUAGAGUUUCUUUAAAUGUUACUAGAACCUAAAUCACAACACUCAGGGAAGAGAUGGCAUCUCCCAUCUUUACGCAGAAAGAUGCAUUGAUACCGCAUCCUGUGCAUUAUCCUCACAGCAACGAGAAGCACCCUGUGACCCACUCCAUUUCUCCCUGUGCCCCAGGGAGAGCUGGGCUGCACCCUCCUGCUGUGACACCUCUGCCCUGAGCUUACCUGAGACUGCAAACAAAGUGUCUUAUCUCCCUGUGCAAGGCUUGAAACCCAUCAGCAUGAGUAAGAACUGGGUGUUACAGCCCACGUGUACCUAAGAGUGUGUUUCAGUAGUCUUGACUGAUGUCAGGGAUAUUUCAGAGUGUUAGUCAGUAUGCAGAUGUAUUCACUCCCACCCAUUCCUGCUUACAAAUGAGUCAGGCAAUCAAGAAACAAAUUAACAAACAAAGAGGAAAAUGCUUCUAUUUUUUGUUUCCUUAACUCUGCUUAGGGAAGAUCCAUGUUGCAUCACCUGCCAGCAAGUAACCAGGAGGCAUUUACCUGCCCUGGGUACAGCUCGGGGCUGGGUGAGGGUCUUUUCUGCUCUGGUAGCAUUUGGUUUUGGUAAAAACUAGUGCUUACAGCCACUCUCAAGUCAAAGGAAAGGGUUGAGUUAUCCCCCCGUCCCUUAUGGUGGGGCAGGAGGACCAGAGGCAUUACCCAAGCUAUGGAUGACAGUUGUCCCCCACCCUUGGUUGCUUUCCAUCUCCCUGACUCAGGGUUUAGCUCCUUGGGUGUUCUGGAAAGGUUUCCACUGUUGCAGAGGUUUGGCUGGGUCUGCUGUGCUGCAUCUCCUCCCAGCUUCAGAAACAGCCUCUUGGAGCAAACGGUGCUUGACAGAGGAGCACAGAAAUCACUGCAAUGAAGUCUGGAGAACCAGGAUGGGGGAAGCACCCAGGCACCCUGACCUGCAGGGCACCUGCUGGUGCAUGGAGGUCUCGCCACUCCAUGCUGCUCCUGCCCCUGCUGGGGCUCCUGGGCGUGCCUGUGGUUCAUGGUGAGUACAGGGGUAUGGGAUUUGGGACGAGGACUAGUGAGACCUGUCUGAAUCCCACCUUGCUGUUCAGAGCUGGAGUGGGUGAUGCCACCACCACCCGCAAGCCUGGGGGGACCCAUUGCUUGAUGCUCUCAUGGAUGUAGUCCUGCCUGGUACCUUUGCCUAGAGAAGAAGCGUGGGCCAGCCCAGGAGUUGGGAUGCUCAGUGGGGCUGGGGAAGGGGCCAGGGAAUGGAGUCCUCACCAAAAGUGGCCUUCUCCUACUGCAGGUGACUGUGGGCCUCCACCUCCCAUGACUUAUUCCAGGCCAUCCAGUGACGAGCACACCAGCAGCUUCCCUGUUGGAUCCAGCGUGAUGUACACGUGCAUCGAAGGCACCAUCAAAAUCCCUGGGAGAUCAGACUCAGUGAAGUGCCUGCCCGGCGCACGGUGGUCCACACUGCCCGAGCCCUGCAGCCGGAGCUGCACUGCCCCGACAAGGCUGCGGUUUGCUGCCCUUUCCAAGGUGGAUGAGAGGAUUAAUUUCUUUCCUGUUGGGAGCAACGUGAGCUAUGUCUGCCGCCCCGGCUAUGAGAACACCUCAGAAAGUUCCCCCACCAGCACUUGCCUGGAAAACCUGGAGUGGUCGGAAGCUGCUGAGCUGUGCAGGAGGAAAUCCUGUGGGGACCCAGGAGCACUGCCCGGGGGCAGGAUGGUCACACUGACAGACCUGCAGUUUGGUGCCAGAGUGAACGUGUUCUGUGAAGAUGGGUGAGUCCCAGGGCAACGUCCCAAGCUCCAGCACACUGCUGCUGGAAUACAAGCUCUGGUCCAGUGCAAUGAUGCUGGGAUGCUGUUUCAUUGUAUAUCACUCCUAUGGUGUUGCUCCGAGUGCAGAGCAUGGGGCUGCUUUUCCCACUUGAAUUGCACCUUUGGGCUGGGAAGGAAUAAGACACAGCUGGAGGGAAGGGACUGGGUUUGAAUCUCUGGCUGCCUUUUCCAUCAAGUGGCAUGCAAAGGAGAUUGAACUGCCCCUGUGUAUCAACCCCAACAGGGUUGGUUGUGCAUUUUAUUUAUAACUACAGACUUCAAAACAAGUUACUUCAAAUAUUUCAUAGAAUCACAGCCUGGUUUGUGUUGGAAGGGACCUUAAAGCUCAUCCAGUUCCAACCACCUGCCACAGGCAGGGACACCUUCCACUAGAGCAGGUUGCUCCAAGCCCUGUCCAACCUGGCCUUGAACAUUUCAGCUUAAUAUGAGAUAUAUUGAAGGAAAAGGGGUUAUGUUGGAAUGUUUAAAGGUCAGUGAUGUUCAGAAGACUGCAGUGAAGCACUCUUUCCAUCACUCAGUGAGCUGACUCAUGCUUUCUGCCUGCUUUCAAUCAGGGCCACGUGCAGAAGACUGACCUGCAAAACUAAGCUCUUGCACGUCUAGCUUGCAUUCCUCCCUCCCUAGCAGGAAUUAGCUGGCAUCAUCUGGCUUGUUCUGGCAGUCUUUGCAGCUGCUUCAAAUGUAACACAGGGGGUUUUCCUGCAGAUAUUCCCUUAGGAUGGAUGUUAGGGAAAUGACAGCAUGUCCCACCCUUCUGGCAUUCAGUUAAUCUUUGGAAAUAACAGACCAGGGUGGAGGGAUAAUGUUAUCUAUGUAAGCAAGAUCAGGUAUUAUCGAUCAUGCCCAAAUGGUGAAUUUUUUGGAGCAGAAGGAUGUAAAUCAGAGAUUGGGGAAGGAGUUGGUGCUGUCAGAACAAGAUAUAUUGAGCUUCCAGGAAGCCAAUCCGCCCCAAAUGACAUAGAUCCUUAUUGCCCCUCGCUGGUCG
Molecule: messenger RNA, 2885 nt
Organism: Strigops habroptila (Kakapo)
Lineage: Eukaryota; Metazoa; Chordata; Aves; Psittaciformes; Psittacidae
Gene: CD55
Product: CD55 molecule (Cromer blood group)
Exons: 3
Coding region: 1290-1844 (184 amino acids)
Source: RefSeq, a predicted model, not a curated record